This is a messenger RNA of Tupaia belangeri chinensis (Chinese tree shrew), 1041 nucleotides long. Its product is annotated as phosphorylase b kinase gamma catalytic chain, liver/testis isoform. Gene Ontology annotation, molecular function: calmodulin binding; phosphorylase kinase activity; ATP binding. The transcript has 5 exons. The record is from RefSeq and is a predicted model, not a curated record. NCBI's taxonomy places the organism in Eukaryota, Metazoa, Chordata, Mammalia, Scandentia, Tupaiidae. Gene Ontology annotation, biological process: protein phosphorylation; glycogen metabolic process. The coding region runs from base 1 to 765 and encodes 254 amino acids. Gene Ontology annotation, cellular component: phosphorylase kinase complex.
AUGUUGUACCUGUGGCAUUUGAAUUGUUCAGCUGGGAUAGUGUCUGGGCCCUGGAGGGGGGGAUGGUGGCAUUCUCUCAAUACUGACCCUCUCCCUCCAGAGCUGUGUGGAACACCAGGGUAUCUAGCACCAGAGAUUCUUAAAUGCUCCAUGGAUGAAACCCACCCAGGCUACGGCAAGGAGGUCGACCUUUGGGCUUGUGGGGUGAUCUUGUUCACACUCCUAGCUGGCUCACCUCCAUUCUGGCACCGGCGCCAGAUCCUGAUGUUACGCAUGAUCAUGGAGGGCCAGUACCAAUUUAGUUCACCUGAAUGGGAUGACCGUUCAAACACCGUCAAAGACCUGAUUUCAAAGCUGCUGCAAGUGGACCCUGAGGAGCGUUUGACAGGUGAACAGGCCUUACAACAUCCCUUCUUUGAGCGUUGUGAAGGCAGCCAACCCUGGAACCUCACCCCCCGCCAGCGGUUCCGGGUGGCAGUGUGGACAGUGCUGGCUGCUGGACGAGUGGCCUUAAGCACCCACCGUGUACGACCACUGACUAAGAGUGCACUGUUGAGGGACCCUUAUGCCCUGCGGCCAGUGCGACGCCUCAUCGACAACUGUGCUUUCCGGCUAUAUGGGCACUGGGUCAAAAAGGGUGAGCAACAGAAUCGGGCAGCCCUCUUCCAGCACCAGCCUCCUGGGCCUCUUCUCAGUAUUGGACCCGAAGAAGUAAAGGACUCAGCUACUAUCACCGAGGAUGAGGCUGCAAUGGUGCUGGGCUAGGACCUUAGCUCUGCACAAUCUCAGAAAGCAACUCCCUCUAGGAGGAGGGCUUUGGUCAUUCCAGUCCCUCUGGGCUCUCGCCUCAGGCGCCCCUGCCUAGGUAGGCCCACCACCGAUCAUGCAUCUAUCAUAAAUACCAGCCCUGUAUACCUACCCCCGCUGGCCAGGGCUCUGAGAUCAGAGCUGGGGUGGAAAGGAGCCACUGCGAAUGCCAUGCCUGGCUUUAUCAGCAUUGCUUGUGCUGCAUAUGAAAUAAAAUCUGCUACACGCCAGGGA